CCAAGGACAAAAAAACAAAAAAAAAAGCCAGCCAGGUUCCACAGAAAGCUUGAUCCCAACGAUCUAGCCACAGCACUCAGCACAGCGGCUCGCACGCGACACGCCCACGCCGCCAGAUCGGAGCAGCAAGUCGAGUGACAUUUCCGCCGGCCGCGGCCUGCAAUUGGCGGUGCCGUCUGCGCAGACGAUGGAUGCGUUGCAGCGAACGCAGAGCCGCGAGUCCGCAAGGUCGACGAGCAAGUCGGGCGCCAUCAGCUUGUCCUCGGCCUCGUCUGGAGCAAGCAGAAAGGCGCGCUCGGCCGAGAACGAGACGACGAGCAGCAGUGUAGAGCGAGCGGGCGUGUCGAUGCCCGCCCCGGCGUCCAGGACCGUGAGUCGCGCGUUCAUAGCCAGGCGCCCCAGCAAGGCCUCUGACACCGUCCUCUUGACAUCCGCUGGUGCCGCUGGCGGAGCUCUGGAGGCCUCCGGUUGUGCUACUGCGUCUGCCGCCGAUGCACCAGUGCAGCACGGCGAUGGCGCUAUCGCUGCGCCGUAUACUGAGGGGCGAUUGUCGGACGCCGGCCUGCCACACCCCUCGUCGCUCACCUCGGCGCCUUAUCCCCAUCAUGGCGCCUUGAGUUCGUCUCCGCAAACGCUGUUGGCCAGAGAGAAUGCGUCUGCCGUAGGCUCGCCUCUGCCCGGCUCCGCAUUGAACAUCCCGGGAGCGGGCGGCUCGCCCACGUCGCAGACGCUCAAUUGGGCAACAGCAUGGAACGACCGGCCUCAAUCGAUCCAAAGAUCGCGAAGCCGCACACGUACUCAGCGGCGGAUAAGCGGCACGGCCUUCUCCAGCAGCGCAAGCCCAGGCAGCGAGAGAUCGACGGCAAAGGACAAGAAUGACAAGGCGAAGGCGCCACUGGGCAUCAUCGGCGUGUGUGCGCUGGACACGAAAGCGCGCAGCAAGCCCAGCCGAAACAUUCUCAACAAGCUCAUGGAGAAGCAAGAGUUUGAUGUCAAGGUGUUUGGCGACAAGGUCAUCCUAGAUGAGGACAUAGAAAACUGGCCCGUAUGCGACUACCUGAUCUCCUUCUUCUCCGAUGGGUUCCCACUGGACAAGGCAAUUGCCUAUUCAAAGUUGCGCAAACCGAUGAGUGUGAACGACUUGCCCAUGCAAUAUGUUCUUUGGGAUCGACGCUUGUGCCUGAUGAUUCUUGACAAGAUCAAGGUCCCGACGCCUGAGCGAGUCGAGGUCAACAGGGAUGGCGGACCCAGGCUUGCCUCAGCAGAGCUAGCACGCGUCCUGUACGACAGGACAGGCAUCAGGCUACCUGGCCCUGAAGAUGGAACCGGUGGAGGUCAGAAGCCACCGAGAAGCGUCGAGUUGAUCGAAGACGGAGAGGCUUUGCGCGUGGACGGUAAAGUGCUACGCAAGCCCUUUGUCGAGAAACCAGUAAGCGGAGAGGACCACAACAUUCGCAUCUAUCUGUCCAAGGAGGACGGCGGGGGAGGCCGAAGGUUGUUCCGCAAGGUGAACAAUAAAAGCUCAGAGUACGAUCCUGACCUCUCCACUCCACGCUGCUUGUUAGAACAGGACCACAGCUAUAUUUAUGAAAAGUUUCUCAAGGUGGAGAACUCAGAGGACGUAAAAGCAUACACUGUUGGGCCAGGAUAUUGCCACGCCGAAACGCGAAAAUCGCCCGUUGUGGACGGAAUCGUUAGACGCAAUCCAAACGGCAAAGAGCUGCGAUACGUUGCCCAGCUCACAAAGGAAGAAAUCGAAUACGCUUCCCGCAUCGUCAAGGCCUUCGGUCAGACCGUCUGUGGCUUCGAUAUCUUGCGCUGCCACGGGACAAGCUAUGUAAUUGAUGUCAACGGCUGGUCUUUCGUCAAAGACAAUCCCGAUUACUACGACGCAGCCGCAAAGAUUCUCAGGGACAUGUUCAUCAAGGAAAAGGCCCGGCGCGAAGGCAAAGCUGUCCAACCAGACAGCGUUUCCUUCGAGUGGGAGCAGGGAUCAGAAAAGCCAGCCACGUCUUCAGCACAAUCUUCUCGCAAGCCCCAAGGCGGACACAGAAAUACACUCAAGGGCCUCUUUCAUUCUCCAAGCAUGUCCAAGCUCACGGGUUCUGUACAUUCACCUGUGCAUAUGCCGGUGUCUCAUCGUCAUGGCGCAACUUCGCCAGACAUAGCAGCAACAACGUUGCCGAUUAGCUCGCCACCCAGUACAGAAAGCUCAGUCCCCGCCACUAGGCUUCCACCACCAGUGUCACAGCCCCCACUUCAUGCGCCGUCAGCUACUGUCAGUGCGGCGUCUACUGCCGACGUAAUGAGUGGAUCACACAUGGCCGAAGUGCCAGCUGUGCCCGUGCCCGCUCCGGCUUCGAAGGCGCAAUGGAAACUCAAAGGCGUGGUUUCUGUAGUAAGACACGCUGAUCGUACGCCGAAGCAGAAGUUCAAGUUUACGUUCCACACCAAGCCUUUUGUGGAUCUGUUGAAGGGGCAUCAGGAAGAGGUGCUCCUUGUCGGUGAGCCGGCGCUCAAUAGCGUUCUUGACGCCGUAAAAGAAGCAUUCAAAGAAGGCAUCGAAGACAAGGAAAAGUUGAACCUCCUGCGCAGCUCGCUUAUCAAGAAGGGAGGCUGGGCGGGAACAAAGGUCCAGAUCAAGCCUAUGUUCCGCAGGAAAAAGAAGGAAGAAUUGCAGUUGGAGAUGUCACCAUCAAAACUGGAAGCACAGCUUACCUCGGAUGACACCACUCCAGAUCAUGGGGCGCAAGGAGAGCUGGAGCGCAAAGAAUCCAGACAAGGCUCUGUUCAUGAGACGACGCUUUCACGUUUCUCGGCCAAGGAGCAUGACCUUGUGCUGGACAAGUUGCAGCUUAUCAUCAAGUGGGGCGGUGAACCGACGCACUCUGCACGCUACCAAUCUCAAGAUCUAGGAGAAAACCUGCGCAGCGACUUGAUGAUCAUGAAUCGUGAGUGUCUGGAAGAUGUGCACGUCUUCAGUAGUUCCGAGCGUCGCGUCACGACGAGCGCGCAGAUCUUCACCGCGGCAUUCCUGGCCAAAAAGGAGCUUCCCGAAGAUUUUAUCACAGUUCGCAAAGAUCUGCUGGAUGAUUCUAAUGCCGCCAAAGAUGAGAUGGACAAGGUGAAAAAGAAGCUUAAAUUGUUGCUGCGUGAGGGCGACGCAGCACCACCACAGUUUGCAUGGCCUGACAACACGCCAGAACCGUUCAUCGUGGUUCGAAAUGUAGUCGAGUUGAUGAAGUUUCAUCGCAUGGUCAUGCGUCACAACAUGGCCAAACUGCAGACUGGCGCUGCGACGUACCUCGCCAACAUCAUCAACCCGAGACCUUCCGAAGCCGAAGCUGUGGCCAUGUCGGCCAAUGGUUCUGCAAGUGUCUCCGUCGUCAAAGAGUCGCAAGAGGUUGCCAAAAUUCAACCUCGUUGGUGCAGCGGUGAGGAUGCAAACCUGUUUCGCGAGCGCUGGGAAAAGUUGUUCAAGGAAUUCUGCGACGAGACGAAGGUGGAUCCGAGUAAGAUCUCUGAGCUGUACGACACGAUGAAGUACGACGCGCUACACAAUCGCCAGUUCUUAGAGUGGGUCUUCACGCCGGAGGAGCAUAUGCUGGACGAGAUUGCCGUCAGCGAGAGCGGACCAACGUCUCCAACGCUCGAAGCACAGCCUAAGUUCUCAGCAAACUCGUCGAGACGAACAUCGAUAAGCGAACCGAAAGAGGCAAAUCACCGGUACAGCGUCGCGAGCGUGGAGAAGGUCUUGCCUGAGAAAGAGCGGUCUAGCAUCCUUGCGCAGCGGUUCGCGCACCUGCGCCGACGACCAUCGGUAGAGGAGAAGCCGACAAACAACGUAACUUCCAAAGCGUCUGUGAAGACAAACGAUGACCAGGAAAGCUACUUCACGCUCUACACGGGGAUCACUGGGAACGGACAGUCUUCAAAGGCAAAGGUUGAUUCACGUCUGCACAAACUGCGCGAGCUCUACAAGUACUGCAAGGUCCUGUUUGACUACAUCGGUCCGCAAGAGUACGGCAUCAGUGGGGACGAGAAGCUGGAGAUUGGAUUACUGACUUCGUUGCCUCUGCUCCGCGAAAUCGUGCAGGACCUCGAAGACCUGCAGGCGAGCGAGGGCGCAAAGUCCUUCUUCUACUUCACAAAGGAAUCCCACAUAUACACGCUCCUGAACUGCAUCUUGGAAGGCGGCGUCAAGACGAAGAUUGAGCGCAAGGCUAUUCCUGAACUCGACUAUCUCAGCCAGAUCCAAUUCGAGCUGUACGAGAGCCAGAACUCCACCGCUGAAGACGAACCCGAGAGCUUCAACUACAGCAUCAGAAUAAGCAUCAGCCCCGGCUGCCACACGUUCGAUCCGCUCGACGUCAUGCUGGACAGCAAGCAUUGCAUCGGGUGCGCCCCGAGACGCAGCUUGACGGCGCAUGUCGACUAUCAGGAAAUUUUAGACACGCUGAAGGAGAAGUUUGCCAAAGUCAAACUGCCAAAGACCUUCACGGCCGUGAAUCUUAGUGAAAAAGGCGUUUUUGGAGAUAGACCAAAUUCGGACUCGCAGUCCAUCAAGGCAUAAAGUUUUAGAUAGAGCCAGGGAAAUCAUGGAUACAAUCGGGUCUCUCUCUUUUUUUUUUGGAAAAGUGGAUAUCAACACUUCGCUGCAAAAAAAGUUUCCCUUCCCUUUUCCUUCUUCCUCCUUUUUUUUGGGUUGACGGAGGGGGGGCGUUCUUGGGUCUGCGCAUGCAUUCGGGUAGGCUGUCUGAAUUAUUCCUUCCGAGAAUUCCAUGUGGGGUUCAAUAUAGAUUGGAAAAGAACAUGUGAUUGAUACGUCGGAAACAGAUGAGGGAAUAGAUAUAUGUGUCGCGCCAAUGGACUUAAAACCAUAGGCCAAUCUUGAGCAAUAAUACGUACUGCAUGGCUUCUAGGCCACGAUCAAGCAGAUCAUCU
Molecule: messenger RNA, 4944 nt
Organism: Verruconis gallopava
Lineage: Eukaryota; Fungi; Ascomycota; Dothideomycetes; Venturiales; Sympoventuriaceae
Exons: 3
Coding region: 188-4573 (1461 amino acids)
Biological process (GO): inositol metabolic process; inositol phosphate biosynthetic process
Cellular component (GO): cytosol
Molecular function (GO): diphosphoinositol pentakisphosphate kinase activity; inositol hexakisphosphate kinase activity; 5-diphosphoinositol pentakisphosphate 1-kinase activity
Source: RefSeq, a predicted model, not a curated record